GUGUUAUAUCAAUCAAGAAAUUUGUUCUGUUAAUUGAUUAUUCUAUCUGCAAUCCAGUGAUACUUCACUUUACAUCGGUCUAUAAUUCAUACAGAAGUUUAAAUAACUGCUCUGUUGGUAUAUAAAAAUGGCAAGAAAUCCAAGAGAGUCAGCUUCAGAGUCUGAAUCGUCGAGACAUGCAUCUUCAUCUGUCACUACAACUAAAAGUUCUCAAAAGGUUAAGAAUCAAGCAGCUUUGCAAAAGCAACAACAAUAUCUUUCAAAACACAUAAAUUCUAACGGUCCACAAGAUCAACCUAAGGUAGAGCCAUUAGAUUUUGAAAAGUUUGAAGAUGACGUCUUAAUCAAAUAUAAUAAGAGAUAUGGGAUGAAUUUGCCUAAUCCUACCAGUGUAAAUAAUGAUAUUUUAAAUAGUGAAAUUGGUAAAAAGACAUACACGAAAAGGAAUGAAUCGAAACAAUCCCCUAAUAAAAUCACCAAAGUGGAACUUGCAAAUAAAACGAAGAAUCAUUUCUUAGCUUUACCUACCAAAGAGAACGAGAUAAUAACAAAUUUCUUAUAUAAGGUCAAACAUCAAGAAGAUGAGUUUAAAUUAACAUUUAGAUAGAGGUAGGGUAUCAGUUAAUUUAAUUUAAUUAGAAUUAUUAAUUUUCAUCUUACAUUUAUUUUCCAUUCAAUUCUUCCUUUCAACUAAUUGGUUAUUUCUACAGAUUUAGCAUGUAUCAUUAUCAUUAUCAUUAUCAUUAUUGGUGUCUUUGACAUUAUUGGUGUCUUUGACAUUAUCACUUUUUUUAAACCGCCUAGCAC
Messenger RNA from Scheffersomyces amazonensis, 807 nucleotides. RefSeq lists its product as uncharacterized. Gene Ontology annotation, molecular function: protein binding. The transcript has a single exon. The record is from RefSeq and is a predicted model, not a curated record. Bases 128 to 607 code for a protein of 159 amino acids. NCBI's taxonomy places the organism in Eukaryota, Fungi, Ascomycota, Pichiomycetes, Serinales, Debaryomycetaceae.